Molecule: messenger RNA, 1678 nt
Organism: Nomascus leucogenys (northern white-cheeked gibbon)
Lineage: Eukaryota; Metazoa; Chordata; Mammalia; Primates; Hylobatidae
Gene: SGPP2
Product: sphingosine-1-phosphate phosphatase 2
Biological process (GO): phospholipid dephosphorylation; sphingosine metabolic process
Cellular component (GO): endoplasmic reticulum membrane
Molecular function (GO): sphingosine-1-phosphate phosphatase activity
Source: RefSeq, a predicted model, not a curated record
AGAAGAGAGGCGCAGUUCGGACAUCGGCACUCCUCCGCCCGGUUACAGGCGGUCCUACCCCCCUGGCCGGCCGGGGCCGCCCAAGCCCUCCGGGAAGGAGAGAAAGGGGGACGCGUCUUGCGCAAGGUGGAGGCAGACACCUGGGCGGGCGCUAGGACCCGGGCGGCGCACCUGUUGGCUGGGCCCGGGGCCCCGCCCGCCCGGCCUCCGCCCGGAGUGCGCGACCGGCGGGGGCGAGGCGGGAGUGGCGGUGCCAGCGGAGGGCACCGGCCCGGCGUGGCAGCGGCGGCGGAGCGCGGCCCCGGGCACACCAUGGCCGAGCUGCUGCGGAGCCUGCAGGAUUCCCAGCUCGUCGCCCGCUUCCAGCGCAGCUGCGGGCUCUUCCCCGCUCCGGAUGAAGGCCCCCGGGAGAACGGCGCGGACCCCACGGAGCGCGCGGCGCGGGUCCCCGGGGUCGAGCAUCUCCCCGCAGCCAACGGCAAGGGCAGCGAGGCCCCGGCCAACGGGCUGCGCAGAGCCGCGGCGCCAGAGGCUUAUGUACAGAAGUACGUCGUGAAGAAUUAUUUCUACUAUUACCUAUUCCAAUUUUCAGCUGCUUUGGGCCAAGAAGUGUUCUACAUCACGUUUCUUCCAUUCACUCACUGGAAUAUUGACCCCUAUUUAUCCAGAAGGUUGAUCAUCAUAUGGGUUUUGGUGAUGUAUAUUGGCCAAGUGGCCAAGGAUAUCCUGAAGUGGCCCCGUCCCUCCUCCCCUCCAGUUGUGAAACUGGAAAAGAGACUGAUUGCUGAAUAUGGAAUGCCGUCCACCCACGCCAUGGCGGCCACCGCCAUUGCCUUCACUCUCCUUAUCUCUACUAUGGACAGAUACCAGUAUCCAUUUCUGUUGGGACUGGUGAUGGCCGUGGUGUUUUCCACCUUGGUGUGUCUCAGCAGGCUCUACACUGGGAUGCAUACGGUCCUGGAUGUGCUGGGUGGCGUCCUGAUCACCACACUCCUCAUCGUCCUCACCUACCCUGCCUGGACCUUCAUCGACUGCCUGGACUCGGCCAGCCCCCUCUUCCCCGUGUGUGUCAUAGUUGUGCCAUUCUUCCUGUGUUACAAUUACCCUGUUUCUGAUUACUACAGCCCAACCCGGGCGGACACCACCACCAUUCUGGCUGCUGGGGCUGGAGUGACCAUAGGAUUCUGGAUCAACCAUUUCUUCCAGCUUGUAUCCAAGCCCGCUGAAUCUCUCCCUGUUAUUCAGAACAUCCCACCGCUCACCACCUACAUAUUAGUUUUGGGUCUGACCAAAUUUGCAGUGGGAAUUGUGUUGAUCCUCUUGGUUCGUCAGCUUGUACAAAAUCUCUCGCUGCAAGUAUUAUACUCAUGGUUCAAGGUGGUCACCAGGAACAAGGAGGCCAGGCGGAGACUGGAGAUUGAAGUGCCUUACAAGUUUGUUACCUACACAUCUGUUGGCAUCUGCGCUACAACGUUUGUGCCGAUGCUUCACAGGUUUCUGGGAUUACCCUGAGUCUCAAACAGUUGGAAACUAGCCCACUGGACAUGAGAGCCAAGACAUAGGAAAGUUAUUGGUAGGCAAAUCUUGACAACUUAUUUUUCUUGAACAACAACAACAAAAAGUCAUACGGCUGUCUUGCUACUACCAGAUAAAUGCUGCUGCUGUGUGAAAGGAAAAA